Molecule: messenger RNA, 1673 nt
Organism: Arabidopsis lyrata subsp. lyrata
Lineage: Eukaryota; Viridiplantae; Streptophyta; Magnoliopsida; Brassicales; Brassicaceae
Product: 3-dehydroquinate synthase, chloroplastic
Exons: 8
Coding region: 182-1513 (443 amino acids)
Biological process (GO): aromatic amino acid biosynthetic process
Cellular component (GO): cytoplasm
Molecular function (GO): 3-dehydroquinate synthase activity
Source: RefSeq, a predicted model, not a curated record
UUAGCGUAGGGUGAGUUGUAGGGGAUUACAGCAAUAGCCCGCCUGAGAGACUCACCACCACCUACCCCACGCCGUCUCCCAAACCUCUCACCACUAAAUGUAUUUCUUCAAUUCAGUCUUCUUCACCAACCCAAUUUCUUUUCUUCUCCCUAAACCCGACUUCUGACCCGCAUCGAUUUCCAUGGCUGCCAACACCAUUUCUCUUUCCAUCUCUUCCAACGUCGCCGCCUCUAAGAAUCUCAGCUCCUUUCAAAGCCCUGCCUUUAUUGCUCCUCCACCAACCAUUUCUUUUCCGGCAAAGUCUAAACCUGGCGAACUAUCUUUAUCUUCCACGACUCUUUCCAAGUCUCGUGUGCGCGCCGGUGCUAGCCAGCUCAUGAACGAACCGCUUAACGAUCAACGCUCCUUCUCUUCUCCCACAGUCGUCGAGGUUGAUCUGGGUGACCGGAGUUAUCCGAUCUAUAUCGGCGCCGGCUUGCUCGAUCACUCUGAACUUCUUCAAAGGCAUGUUCAUGGAAAGAGAGUGCUUGUGGUCACCAAUGAUCGAGUUGCUCCUCUCUACCUGGACAAGACUAUAGAUGCUUUAACCAGAGGAAAUCCCAACGUCACUGUGGAGAGUGUAAUUUUGCCUGAUGGAGAGAAAUACAAGGACAUGGAUACUCUCAUGAAAGUCUUCGACAAGGCCAUUGAGUCUCGCCUAGAUAGACGAUGUACAUUUGUUGCCCUUGGGGGCGGUGUGAUAGGAGAUAUGUGUGGAUAUGCUGCUGCAUCUUACCUGCGUGGUGUUAAUUUCAUCCAAAUUCCUACCACUGUUAUGGCACAGGUUGAUUCUUCUGUAGGUGGCAAAACAGGCAUAAAUCAUCGUCUUGGAAAGAAUUUGAUCGGUGCUUUUUACCAACCACAGUGUGUGCUAGUAGACACUGACACAUUGAACACAUUGCCAGAUAGGGAGAUGGCAUCAGGCCUCGCUGAAGUGAUCAAGUACGGGCUUAUCAGGGAUGCCGAGUUCUUUGAAUGGCAGGAGAAGAACAUUGAGGCAUUGCUGGCAAGGGAUCCAGCUGCAUUAGCCUUUGCUAUAAAGAGAUCAUGUGAAAACAAGGCAGACGUUGUGUCCCAAGAUGAGAAGGAAAGCGGCUUGCGAGCAACCCUAAAUUUGGGUCAUACAUUUGGCCAUGCCAUAGAAACUGGCUUUGGUUAUGGAGAGUGGCUCCAUGGAGAAGCUGUUGCAGCUGGCACGGUAAUGGCAGUGGACAUGUCAUAUCGUCUUGGUUGGAUAGAUGAAUCGAUCGUUAAGAGAGUGAACAAGAUCCUAGAACGGGCGAAAUUGCCUACAACGCCGCCAGAGAGCAUGACCGUGAGCAUGUUCAAAUCCAUAAUGGCGGUGGACAAGAAAGUGGCGGAUGGAUUGCUGAGGCUGAUUCUUCUCAAAGGCCCGCUGGGAAACUGCGUGUUCACAGGAGAUUAUGAUCGGGAAGCGUUGGAUGCCACGCUUCGUGCAUUCUCCAAAUCCUGAGCAUUUCAUAUUUGAGAUAAUUUUGGUAUUGUUAUGUUCACGUAUGGAUGUGUAUGUAAUCAUGUAUACCAACCUUGUAACUAGCUUUUGCGGAAUGUGAUAAUAAUGAGACUGUAAAAGAAUAACUACCCCGUCAAUGGACACCAUAUACGUUUCAAUU